Centropristis striata (black sea bass) is the source of this 7177-nucleotide messenger RNA. RefSeq names its product neogenin 1a (gene neo1a). Bases 492 to 5021 code for a protein of 1509 amino acids. NCBI's taxonomy places the organism in Eukaryota, Metazoa, Chordata, Actinopteri, Perciformes, Serranidae. The record is from RefSeq and is a predicted model, not a curated record. Gene Ontology annotation, cellular component: membrane. Gene Ontology annotation, molecular function: protein binding. Gene Ontology annotation, biological process: cell-cell adhesion. The transcript is spliced from 29 exons.
AGGAGAUCCAGCCCUUCAACACGCUGCUCUCUUACGUCCCGUCCGUGAGCAGUGAGCUGGCCGCGGCGGAGAUUUCUCCUUCUGCCCGGAUCUUAUCUUUUCUCCAACUGAGCUCUAUCUAGUGUUUUACGCGCUUGACAUACAUCGGAGUAGUAAAGUCGGCGCGUAGGUGCUCAGUCGCCCGCAAAUCUUUUUGUCCUUGCGCGGCGCCUCCGUGGCAAUGGAUUGAUUUCUGUGUUUUUUCUCCGACCUCUGCCUCGACCAAGUUGAGAAAACAGUCUCUCUAACCUGCGGCUUUCUCUUCCCAGCUACAUGUUUCAUCCGGCCAGUUUUAAAAGUACCUGGCUCCGGAUGUUUCUGCACAUUUUAGGACUUUGAACUUUUUUUCCGCUUGUGCAUUUCCAGGAGGUGGCCGGGGAUUUUAAGGAUUUCUUUUUCUAAAAGCUUCUCCGGGGUUCCUGAAGCCUGCAAAGAUUUAUUUGUGAAAAGUGAUGGCCGAGCGGGGAGCUCUGUCGCUCCUCUCUCUCCUCUGUCUCACCUUUCUCUACACGGAGACCACCGCGGCAAAGCAUGUCGACAAAGGUUCAGCAGCACAGCCCUUCAGCCCCUUCUGGUUCACAGUGGAGCCCCAGGACACACUGGCCAUUCGGGGCAACUCGGCACUGCUCAACUGCUCAGCCCACAGCGACUCAGCUACGCCGGCGCGCAUAGAGUGGAAGAAAGACGGCACCUUCAUGAGCCUGGUUUCAGACGAGAGACGAAACAUACUUCCCGAUGGCUCGCUGUUCUUCACCCACGUGGUCCACUCCAAGCACAAUAAGCCUGACGAGGGCACCUAUCAAUGCGUCGCCACUAUCGACAACCUAGGCUCCAUUUCCAGCCAGACAGCCCGUCUCUCCGUAGCAGGGAUGCCAAGGUUUGCCAGCCAGCCAUCGCCGGCCACUGUGCAUCUAGGGAGCAGCGAGGUGAUGGCAUGUGAGGUCAACUCCGAUCUGGUGCCCUUCACCAGAUGGGAGAAAGACCGCCUGCCGCUGGAGCUGAGCACCAGGCUAGUCCAACUGCCCAGCGGAGCCCUGGUGAUCAGCAACACCUCUGAAGCAGACGCCGGCCUUUACCGCUGCAUGGUGGAAAAUGUGGGCUCGUCCAAGUCCAGCGACGAGGCCCAGCUCCAGAUACUGCCAGAAACCGGAGAGGAGAGGAAGGUGGAGUUCCUGGUGCAGCCUGCAGCUGUGACCAAGACGGUGGGCGACAGCGUGCUGCUGCCCUGCGUGGUCACUGGUUUCCCUGCACCCCAAGUCCGUUGGAUGUUUGGAGACAAGCUGCUAGAAGAAAGUGAGGGUCGUGUGGAGCUGCUGGGAGGAGGCAGUGUCCAGAUCUACAAUCUCACAGAGGAGGAUGGCGGCAUCUACACCUGCAUGGCGGAAAACGCUAACACAACCAUUGAAGCUCAGGCCCAACUCACCAUACAAGUUCCUCCCCAGUUUGUGAAGCGGCCGGACAACAUUUACGCCUAUGAGUCCAUGGACAUCGUCUUCGAGUGCGAGGUUUCCGGAUCACCAGCUCCCACUGUCAAAUGGGUCAAGAAUGGAGAUGCUGUCAUCCCAAGUGACUACUUCAAAAUCAUUAAGGAGCACAACCUGCAGGUUCUGGGUCUGGUCAAGUCAGAUGAGGGUUUUUAUCAGUGCCUUGCAGAGAACGAUGCAGGCAACAUCCAGUCCAGCGCCCAGCUCAUCAUCUUAGAUCACGAUGUUGCCCUGCCCUCUUUCCCUCCCCCCUCACUGACUCCUAACACUACUGACCAUGUAACGCCAGGCUCCGGAGGUGUAGCCAGUCCAGCGGGGCCCACCCCCUCCGCCCCCCGAGACGUUGUGGCUUCACUGGUGUCCACCCGCUUCAUCAAGUUGACCUGGCGCCCGCCAGCCGAACCCCACGGAGACGAGUUAACCUACUCUGUUUUCUACAGCCAGGAGGGCACUAGCAGGGAGCGAGUAGUGAAUACCAGCCGUCCAGGGGAGAUGCAGGUCACCAUCCAGAACCUCAUGCCAGACACCAAAUAUCGCUUCAGGGUUGUGGCCCACAACAGCAACGGCCAGGGAGAGAGCUCUGCAGCGCUCAAAGUGGCCACCCAGGCUGAAGUCCAAGUGCCUGGCCCGGCUCCUAACCUGCAGGCGGUUUCCAACGCACCAACCUCCGUCUCUCUGAGCUGGGACAAGCCGCUCACUGGCAACGGAGAGAUGCUCACCUACAAGGUGUACUACACAGACAAAAGCUUUGGCACCGAGCAGGACAUUGACGUAGACCUUCAGUCCUACACCAUGACAGGUCUGAAGAAGAACACAGAGUACAGUUUCCGCGUGGUGGCCAACAACAAGCACGGUCCAGGCGUCUCCACUGACGACGUCGUUGUUCGCACCUUGUCUGACGUACCAAGUGCUCCUCCCCAAAACCUCACCCUGGAGGUCCAGAACUCAAAGAGCAUCAUGAUUCGGUGGCAGCCCCCACCCCUGAGCGGCCAGAAUGGGGAGAUCACCGGGUACAAGAUCAGAUACCGGAAAGGAUCCCGGAGGAGUGAAGCAGCAGAGACCACUGGAGGCACCCAGCUUUCCAAGCUUAUCGACGGUCUGGAGCGUGGCACGGAGUACUCCUUCCGAGUGUCGGCCAUGACGGUGAACGGCACGGGACCGGCCACAGAGUGGACCACAGCAGAGACGUUUGAGAGCGACCUGGAUGAAUCACGUGUACCCGACCAGCCGAGCUCUCUUCACGUCCGGCCGCUGGUCAACAGCAUCGUGGUGAGCUGGACGCCGCCAGAGAACCAGGACAUCGUGGUGCGAGGUUACACAAUCGGCUACGGCAUCGGCAGCCCUCACGCUCAGACCAUCAAAGUGGACUACAAGCAGCGCUACUACACCAUCGAGAACCUUGAUGCCAGCUCCCACUACGUGAUCACACUGAAGGCCUUCAACAACGUGGGUGAGGGGAUCCCUGUGUAUGAGAGCGCCAUCACCAGACCACAGUCAGAUCCCAUAGACCCCGAUGUUGACCUGUACGAACUCUUCCAUGCCCCAUACACCCCAGUACCAGACCCCUCUCCCAUGAUGCCACCCGUGGGCGUUCAGGCCUCCGUGCUGAGCCACGACACCAUCAAGGUGACCUGGGCCGACAACUCGCUGCCUAAAAACCAAAAGAUCACGGAUAACCGAUUCUACACCGUUCGCUGGAAGACCAACAUCCCUGCAAACACGAAAGUCAAGAUGGCCAACACUACCAGCCUGAACCACAUGGUGACGGGUCUGAAGCCCAACACGCUGUACGAGUUCUCCGUCAUGGUGACCAAAGGCCGCCGUACCAGCACUUGGAGCAUGACUGCACAGGGCACCACCUUUGAGACCAUUCCCAGCUCCUCCCCGAAAGACGUGACCGUGGUGAGCAAAGAGAACAAACCUCGCACCAUAAUUGUCAACUGGCAGCCUCCUUCUGAAGCCAACGGAAAGAUCACUGGUUACAUCAUCUACUACAGUACAGAUGUAAACGCUGAGGUCCACGACUGGGUUAUUGAACCGGUGGUGGGCAACCGCCUGACCCACCAGAUCCAGGAGCUGACUCUGGACACCACCUACUACUUCAAGAUCCAGGCCCGAAACUCAAAGGGCAUGGGCCCCAUGUCUGAGGCCGUACACUUCCGCACCCCAAAGACUGAGUCCUCUGACAAAAUGGCUAAUGACCAAGCCUCAAAUCUUCCACCGAAGCCGGGCCCUCCAGGCAAUCACCAUCCCCAGGACCCUGGAACUGCAGUUGGUAAAUCAGGGGUGGGAGGCAGUGAAGGUCACAUCCUGGUUAUUGUCAUCAUCAUCUCAGUGGGAGCGUUCACCAUCAUCGUGGUGGUGGUCGGAGCCUUCCUGUGCACACGGCGAACCACGUCCCACCAGAAAAAAAAACGAGCCGCCUCAAAGUCCUCAAAUGGCUCCCACAAAUACAAGGGAAACUCCAAAGACCUGAAGCCACCUGAUCUUUGGAUUCACCACGAGAGGCUGGAACUCAAACCCAUGGACAAAUCUCCGGAUCCCAACCCCGUCAUGACCGAGACGCCCAUCCCCCGCACCUCGCAGGACAUCACACCGGCUGAUAGCGGCCUGGAUAGCAACCCCCACCUGCAGCAGCGGCGCAACUCCUACCGCGGCCACGAGUCAGAGGACAGCAUGUCAACACUAGCAGGCCGACGAGGGAUGAGGCCUAAAAUGAUGAUGCCUUUUGACGCGCAGCCGCCUCAGCCUGUGAUUAGUGCUCAUCCCAUCCAUUCCCUCGAUAACCAUCACCACCAUUAUCACAUGGGCAGCCUGGCGUCGCCAACACGCAGCUACCUCUACCACCAGGGCAGCGGGCACCCACGCCCGCACGCCUGUGCCACCCCCAUCUCCCAUCUAGACAGGGUGGACUCUGCAGAGUCGGUGAGGAACACCCCAAGUUCGGAGCCCCUCCCUCCAGCCACCGCCUCCUCCCAGGCCUCCUGCCCCUCGGAGAUCAUGGCCGACCCCGAGGGCAGCUACCACGGCUCCUCCACCACAGAAGAAGAGCCCAGCUACUCCAGCAACCUGCCCCCCCACCGCUCGGCCCACCCGCACGCCCACGCCCACCCGCUCAAGAGCUUCGCCGUACCUGCGAUCCCCGCCACCGGCCAUCCAACGUACGAGUCGCCUGCCCUGCCCAGCACGCCGCUGCUCGCUCAGACCGGGCCUCCCACUCACCCACACGUUGUUAAAACAGCCUCUAUUGGAACACUAGGAAGGACACGAACACCGAUGGUCGUCACUGUGCCCAACGCCCCUGAUGUGCCGGAGACCAGCAAGAUGCUGGAAGACGUAGACAGCGUGCUUGCCUCCCUCCCCCCCUGCCCCUCCCCCGCCCCUCGCAGUAACCCUGUUCCUCUCCCUCAGAGCUACGAGCCGGACGAGCUGACCGAGGAGAUGGCCCACCUCGAGGGCCUCAUGAAGGACCUGAACGCCAUCACCACAGCGCCAUGAGCAUGCACACACACCUGCACACACACUUUCUCUGUCAUCCACACGUACACGCAGAAAGACACACACUCUAAAGUCAAACACACCCAAAAAUGAACCAUGGGAGCCAGAAGCUGGUGGACACUAAAUGGCUUCUUGUGCCCAAGAAAACUCUCACAUCCCCCUGCAGAGAAAACAAAAAAAACAAACAAACUCCAGACUGAAACUUAGGAACUUUUUUCGGCUUACCUUGCUCAGUCUCAGGAAGGAGAUUGCCAUGAGAGGGAAGAAAAAGUGACGCGCUUCAUCUUUUUAAUGAAGAACCAUUCUCAGAGACAAUGAACUUUAAAACAUUGGUCGCUUUCAACCGGAAGAUUGUGAAUUUUUUCCUCAGCAAAAACACGUACGGUAGGUUUUUUCUUUCUCGCUGGCGAAACGUUCGCUCGAGAAGACGGUUGAUUCAAUGUCAAGUCAAAAGGAGAAAGUCCAAAAAUAUGCUGGUUUUGAUGUUGGUGCUCAUGCGGCGCAGUCUACACACAGUGUUUGUUUGAUUCGUGUUUUCUUUGUGCAUUUUGUAUAUCUAUUGGGCCGUUUCAGUGAAGUGAACAUUGGAUAUCAGCCCCUCCCCCCUUUACAAGCCGACAUAUUUCAUGGUCAUUUUUUUCUGUUUUACCCCUUUGUGUCAUAUAUUGUGCCAUGACUUUUUAUUAUUUUCUAUGUUAUUGUAUUAUUUUUUUACACACAUAUCCUUAUAAAACAUGUACAUACAGUAUGUUGUGUUUUUUUUUUUAACUGCCUCAUUCUUUUGAUGUUUCCCGUUGUUUCAUUGUUAUUAUUUGGGAUGAAAGUGGGAUUAACGAGUCCUGAAGCUCAGUUUUUCAUAUCAAAAGGGGAGAGAAGCCCGGUGUGUUUUACAGUACAUUCUUCUCCGGCAUUGUGUCGCCCCCCUUUGUACAUUAAAACGUCUUCUUUCUCAGUCUGUUUGUUUGUCGUGGGAGCUCCGUUUUAAAAGCCUUACCAACGUGUUUGUAUGUUGGACAGUCAAGACGUCUCGGCUCUCUGCUGUCACUCUGUGGGGGACUUGACAGCAUCUCCUCACAGGUCAGGGGUACCGAGGACUCAGGGCGCUGCUGACCCCCACCCCUACUAAAAAUUAAAAAAAAAUCACAUGGCACCCAAUCAAUCAAUCAAUCACCUGCAACAGACGAGUCAUCUUUUAUAUGAGAAGUUCAAUUGAAUGUGUGUGUCGUUUCCAAAAGCCAAUAUUUGGUUUCUGCUGAACCACGUGUGCAUUUUCCCACAGCAGCAGCAGCAGCAGAGUGUUUGCAGUUUUUAUUUGUUUCCUGCUGUUCGUCAUCGAAACGCCCCCCCGGCUCUUUUACAAAUCUUUAAAAAAAGAUGCAAAGAUGUUGGCCUUUUGAAUGGGACUCCCAGAUUUUUUUUUACAUGGUAGUUUUUGUAUGAAGAAAAAAAAAGAAAAAGAAGCUUGUUCUAUACACAAAUCCAAUGUAAAAAAAAAGGAAAAAAAAUCAUCUAAGAAACUAGUUUUUCAUUACCCUCUUACCCAAAGAAAAUUUGUCAUUUGCAAUCAUAGUAAUUUGCUCUACUUUUGUGAAUACCAUGUUUCUCAUAAAUGUACAUCAUGUCAUGAAUGUCAAUAUAACUGUAAGAGAUUUUAACUAUGGAUACAAACAAGGAACACGUUUUGGGGAAAACAUGAAAACAAAGGGGGGAGAAAAAGGACCGGACUCCAUUUGGGAAAUAAUCUAUUGAGUUGUAAACAGUUGAACCUGUAUUGCACUUUUUCACAAUUUUUGAAAAGUACAUUUCUUACAUAUCUUGUGUUUUAAAUAUCAAAAGCUGUUUGUGUAACGUAGUGUCCUAGGUAAGCAGCAGGCAGCUGGUCUUGUUUUUUAUGUUUUUGUUUUAUUUUUUUGUUUUGUUUUUUGCUUCAGAGAUGAUAUGAAUUUGAGCAGCCGAGUUGUUCGCUCCGCAGCUCAUGAUGGGGAAUUCUGUUGUUGCUUGUUCAUGUACAGAGCUUUCUUUGCUUUCUGUAGAAAAAAAAUCUGUGGCUUUUUAAAAAAUGUUCAAAAAAGGUUUGGAAAAAAAAGAUGUUUUUUUAUUGGUGCUCCUAUACAUUGUGUAUACAAACUAUUAUGAAUACUAACAAAGUAAAUGUU